AUGGAUCUCUUAACAGAGGAUCAAUGGGCGAUUAUGCUAGCGAGAUUACCACCAAUCCAAUUGAUUAAGAAACCCAUCAAAAAGGAAAUGGAUUCGCUCCCAGAGGAGCUGUUUGCGAUGAUACUAGCGAGAUUACCACUAAAGAGCAUCAUCACCUCCAAAUUCGUUUGCAAGCAGUGGAAAUCGCUCGUCGAGUCUCCGUUUUUCCGAGAUAUUUUCAUGUCACUGCACCGAAACUCGCAUUCUUCGUCAUGGUCUUUCAUGUGUAGAGGCUGUGAGACAGAGACGAUGGCUCAUUACGGAUCAGACAACUGGUGUCUGACACGUUCUCUCGGUUCUCACAUCUAUUCUUUCCUAGCUGAAAAGUUCGAGAACCGACAAGGUAGAGUCGUGGCUUACACGGAUGUUGGAUUGGUUUUGAUUCAUGUCGUGACGACUCAAUCUUUCUUCGUGGCUAAUCCUGUUACAAGGCAAUGCGCAGAGAUCCUUACUCAUGGUUUUCUAGAGGAACGUUUCUGGAUCUUGGGAAUCGCGACAAGAACCGAGGACGGCGUCGUUUUGGGUUACAAGGUUGUUCUCUUAAAAGCGAACUUUAGUGGUUUCUUGAUAUAUUCAUCAGAGACCGGCUCGUGGAGUCUCGAAGCUGUUCGUUUCCCUUUCACGUUCGUCUCUCAGGAGUUCAACAACCCCGUUAGCUUGAACGGGAAGCUUCACUGGCUCGCUCACAAUCUCGAGUACAAAGAUUUCGUCGUGUCCGUCGAUUUCUACGCCACGGGUUCUGAUCGAUGCCGUGUUACGCCUUUCCCUGAUUUAGAGAAAACUCCAAAGUUCAGAAGAGCUCUCACGACUUGUCAAGGAUCUCUCAUGUAUAUGAACAUAGUCUCUGUAAGUCUAGUGGAUAAGUUAUGUGUAUGGAAGCUAAAGAGCGAAGGAUGGCAACUAGUAUCUGAAACCUCCACGGCUUUUAUGGAGGACGGUUUUGCUCAUACUCCGUUGGGAAUAAACCCUUUUGAUGAUAAAACAGUCUACUUUUUGAGAGUGAACCGGAUGCACCAAUGUUUGUUAUCUAUCAACUUAGACAAUGGGAACUUUGUGCUCCACGAAGAGUUUGCUGUUGAUGGACCGAGAGAUAUAGAAUUCAUUUUAGAAUCACACUUUUCCUCAUUCGUUCUCCCACAGUGGCUGCAUCAGUUCCCGAACACGGAAGAAAAUGGUUGCUUGAUGAUGAAGGAAGGCAAUCUUUAUUUCACCACACUUGUCCACGUUUUGUUGGCUGUAUCGGAUCGCUUCCUCGCCGUCAGGAGCACGGUGAGAGGAGCUUCUAAUGCAAGAAGAACGAGAGAUACAUCGAAAGAAGUCGUGGCUCACUACGGAUGCGAGGUUUGGGGACUUGAACGAUCUCUUGGCUCCUACGUCUCCUCUUUCAUCACUGCCUCGAGAUUGAAGUCCCGAAAAAAGAAACCUAGAAUCUGGCAUCGAGAACAAGAGUGUGAAGUCCUGUCUUACACCGACACCGGACUGGUUUUGCUCUACGUGAAGACUUACCCCACAGAUCGAACCUAUUACGUAGCUAAUCCGAUUUCAAAACAACGCAUCAAAAUCCCUCCUCCACCUAUUCUUCUUCUAGGGGUAGGGUUUCUUGAAUCAGAAGUAUUACUCAACCGCGCGAGACUCGUCACGCGAACAGAAAACGGAGUCGUUUUGGGCUACAAAGUUGUUCUGAUCACAACAAUGCACGACGAGAACAUAGCUCUCACUACAUAUUCUUCAGAGACAGGCUUGUGGACUUCCAACGUUCUCCAACAUCCCCUCCCUCUGAUCACUCUCAAUGAUCUUGACCCCAUUAGCUUGAACGGAAAUCUCCACUGGCUCGGCCUCAAUCUAGACUAUCAAGAUGUUGUUGUAUCCUACGAUUUCUACGGUUCUGAUCAUCAGUGCCGAGUCAUACCUUUCCCUGACUCAGAAAAAUAA
Molecule: messenger RNA, 1971 nt
Organism: Thlaspi arvense
Lineage: Eukaryota; Viridiplantae; Streptophyta; Magnoliopsida; Brassicales; Brassicaceae
Source: the annotation of a GenBank genome assembly